AUGUAAAGAGCUUAAUCUGCAGCACCUAAUAUUGGUAUUUUAUGUAUCUAAAAUUAGACUUUCCUAUGGAGGAUAUGUUUAAAAUAGCAACUAGACAAACAUCAGGUUUUGGAAUUGAAGGAUAUGAAGCCCCAAAAAAGUACGUUGAUCCAAUUAAAUAAAUGGAAGAAAGAAAAUUCUUAACUUAAAAGAAAGGUAAUUUGUGUUUAUUAUGUUUAAGGUUAAAAAAAUAGAAAUCAUGUAACUAAAAGAGGUCAUUAUUUAGAAGAUUUGUAAAAAUUAUAUGAGAAGUUACCUGCACCAAAUAAAUAUAAUAUUGUUAAACCAUGGGUUCCAUUAAAAUAAGAAGGAAGAGUAAAGAGUGCACCAUAAAAGAGGUAAAUAUUCAAAAUGUAUGUUUAAAUAGAUCCACAUUUAUAGAUUAAAUAUUCAAAGAGGCAAAAAUAAGAGGAAUUCCUGGUGCUGGUAAAUAUAAUGUGAUACCUACUCUUGAAGAUGUGUUGAAAAAAGUAGAAGAAGAUAAGAAGAAAAAAAUAGCGUAAUAGUUUCUUAUUAUUUUGAAUAGACCUGUUGAAAGACCAACUUAUUUAAAUGAAAUUUAACAUUUAGCUGUAAUCAAUCCAGGUCCAGGAAAUUAUAAUCCUCAUGUAAAAUUUCUAUAUGAUUUUAAUAGAGAAUUGAAAAAAAACUAAAAAUAAAUGAAACUAAACCAUCUGAUUAAAUUGCUAAGCAUAAAGAAUAAGAAAGAAAGAGAGGCAAGUCAUGUUUACCUGAUAUUGGUACUUAUAAUCCAGAACCAGUUGAAUUCACUUCAUUUAAUAAAUUGUAAUAAUUAACAAAAAAGAAGGACAAAUCUGAUAAAAAUGUUAAUAUUAUUAUUAUUUUAUAGAAUUUUGGAAGAGAAGAUAGAUUUAAAGAUCCAAAAAAAAGUAAAUCUAAAUAAGUUCCAGUUCCAGGUCCAGGAUAAUAUCCAAUGAUUGUAUUAUGGGCUGGAAAAGAGAAAGAUAAGAACAAUCCAAAAAAAAAGAAUUAUUUAGAUAUUACCACAAGAGGGAUUUCUCGUUCAAUAUAUUAUUGA
Molecule: messenger RNA, 1078 nt
Organism: Paramecium primaurelia
Lineage: Eukaryota; Ciliophora; Oligohymenophorea; Peniculida; Parameciidae
Source: the annotation of a GenBank genome assembly